AUGGAUAUGGAUAACUCAAUUGCUCAGUGGAUUAACUCGAAGAUACGCGGGGACGAGCGUGUAAACGAUGCAGAGGCGAAGGCGGUAAUGGAUGUGCUGCAAUCGAGAAGCGGACCAGGAAUAUUGAAGCUUAGCACGGCGAGGGAUGCCUUGUUCGAUGCCUUCAAAAGAAGACUCCUCAAGGAUGAUAAUGAUGUAGAUGAUACUGACGUGUCUGCGCUAGUAUCCUUUGUUCUCGAAUCUCGCGAUCAGUUCACCACUAUUGACCAGUUUGAGAGAGGGAAUAUCUACAAGACCGCCAGGCUCCACAAGGAGCUUCUCCUCAACAACAACUUGUCGGAUUACGUGCAAGCCGCAGAGAAUAGCUAUGAGAAUGCCAAGCCUUUCCUCGACUAUCUAUUGGAACUCCAGAUGCAUGAUACGGAACUCCCAGAGGAAUUCCAUGGAUUGGAGCCGGAUGAUAAAGUUUCUGAACCGAAUCACUACGUAUGCAUUACAGCAUCUUCUGGAACCGGGAAAACGCAGCUGGCGGCAACCGCGAGUCUCAAAUACGAAGCGGCGACAACCAUAUACUUGAAUUUUUCUCUUGAAGGCGCUAGUCAACGGUUCUACAAACCUCACACGUCCAAUCAAUCAGGGGAACUUGUAGUGAAGUUGAUUGAAAAGUUCGCAGGGGAAGUUCGUGGCAGUUUGAUCCCGGAACUGGACGAAGACAAAGAACAGGGACGUGUGACAGCCCAUAAGAUUGGUCAUUGGGCCAAGCAUCAUGACAAUGGCACGUCCCUCUUCGUCCGCAUCUUGCAUGGCCUUCUGCUUAGCGAUGAAGAUCCCAAUGUUUCAUCCCGGCUCUGCCAAGGAAACAAGUUUCGCCUCCAGGCGCUGAAAGCGGUGAUCGAAGCAAAGAAAACUAAGUUCCUGGUGUUUCUCGAUGAAGUGCCUCACAAGACAUCUGCUAAUUUCAGUAAUGUGCUGUGUCUGAGAGAUGCACUCCGAUACCUGGGCAUUGCCCCUAUCCUGAUGAGUACCCACACUGGAUCUCAAGACUAUGUGAGCGAAAGCUCACGAGACUCGCUUGAUGUCUGGACCGAUGCCUUGUCAAGACUUCCUCCCUAUGCACCCUUGCCUACAGGAUCAUCGAUGAGACCGUACAUUGUUGAGUCGGAGCGUCCCCUCGUCCUUGCCAAGGUGUUGGAGCUGAUAUACAAUAAUGAGGGUGUCUCGUUGCGAGGAAUUGUCGAUGGAGUACGAAGUACCCUUCAGGAGACAAAGGGUGUUGCGUGGAAGUCAAACCCAUCUCUUCAACUUGUGCAGCUUUUUUGUACGGAUUUCGAAAUUGAGCAAGAGACAUUCAGUUCGGCUCACAAUCUUGUCGGCCAUCACUUUGGAUGUCUGCAAGACCAAGUGAAGUUUGAUCCGGAGAAUCUUGGGGUCAAAUACAAAUGUUCUGAGGCGAGAUCGUUUGGCAAAACAGUUGCUGUGGCGCCCGUUAGCGCCACGUACGAGCCCCUACUCUACCUUGCUUUGGUGACAUGGGACGAAUCCAUGCUGCCAGGCGCGAAAAAUAGGUACUUCCCUUUGGUUGACAAGAAAGGCCACGCUCUAACUGUGAGGGAAGUCUUUGAAACCUACAAGCAUGAAUUCAAGCCCAGGGCAAAUGCUGCAAAUGUGCACGCUAUAAAGAAGGAUGGAGAUUUGUUGGAAGUUCUCGUCCAUGCCUCUUUCACUUUGGCAUCGAUGAAAAUGAGCAAUGAUGACGGAUGCUCUCUCCCCGGUGUGGCACUGAAAGAGUUUGCUCCUCUUGUUCGGCGGUUGAUGAUGAGAGGAAAGCUGAAUGCCCUUCCGCAGACCCCUCCGUUAUUCGAGUCUAUGAUCAAAGGGUUUGAUUGGCCCAGGAUGCCGGCACUUGGUGGCUCUAAUUCUGGGUUGCCAUCAGAUAAACUCGGCGAGGACGCUUGUACAGGCUUCCUCAAAAGACCUCCGGACAAAGAAAUGGUCGAUGGUUUCAUUAUUGAGGGCAGUGAGGCCCCUCUGUUCAGCAUUGAAUGCAAAAACUACAAAGAUGGAGUUGACGCAACAAUUUUGAAAGAAGUCUUUGUGAGGAUCCCGUCGAGCGUGAAGUGCAGCUUUGUGUUUGUGUCCAGCAUGAAGCGAGGGACAUUCCAAAUGACAAAGUUGGCUGACUUGAAGAAGUCUUUCAUCAACCAUAAGAACAAAGGCAUCAGUGUCGUGAGAUGGGAAGAGAACAAAGACCCAUACGUUUUGAAGGUGAAGGGCAGGGCUGAGUUCAAAGCUACUCAAACAGAGUUGCUCGUCCUCAUCAUCGAGGUUGGUACUAUUGAUGCAGGUGAGUUAGACCGAAGCGAGAAGCGUAAUUCACCGCCCUGUUCAAACUUUCCGAUGGGGACAAAACGUCAUAAGGGUGGGUAA
Molecule: messenger RNA, 2427 nt
Organism: Seminavis robusta
Lineage: Eukaryota; Bacillariophyta; Bacillariophyceae; Naviculales; Naviculaceae
Source: the annotation of a GenBank genome assembly